GCUGUGGGAGGAGCUUUUGUCACUGCAAGCCUUCACUGUUCCUGGAACAUCUACACAGAGAAGACCACACACACACACACACAUAGCUGGAGGGAAGCAGAACAGAGACAACAGACAACGCAUCUGGUGCUCCAGAGCAUAUCAACAUUAGGACAAACUCUUUGCUGUACAAACUGCCGAGGGGGAUCCAAGCUGGGAAAUGCUUGUCUACCUGGGCGUGAUGCUGUUGUUCUGCUUCCUGUACUGGUGGUACAGAGACAUUAAGCAGAUAACGGCGGUAUCGGACAAGCACGUGUACAUUACGGGCUGUGACUCUGGCUUUGGACAUCUUCUGGCCCAACACCUGGACAAGCAGGGUUUCCACGUCCUGGCUGCUUGUUUCACCGAGCAGGGGGCCCAAGAACUGAAGGACAAGACUUCUUCAAGACUCAAAACCUUCCAGCUUGAUGUCACCAACUCCGAAAGCAUUGGGAAGGCCGCAGAAUUUGUCAAGUCCCAGGUUAAAGACAAAGGGCUGUGGGGCCUGGUGAACAAUGCCGGGAUCUCUCAACCCAGUGGUCCGAGUGACUGGCUGACCAUUGAUGACUACAAGGUGCAGCUGGACGUUAACCUGAUAGGACUGAUCGAGGUCACGCUCAGCAUGAUCCCGCUGAUAAAGAGGGCGAGAGGCAGGAUUGUGAACAUGGCCAGCAUAUGUGGCAGGGUGAGCAACGUCGGAGGAUCAUACUGCAUCUCCAAGUUUGGCGUCGAAGCUUUCAAUGAUAGUCUCAGGAGGGAUCUACAAUGCUUCGGAGUGAAGGUGGCUUGCAUCGAGCCAGGCUAUUUCAAAACGCAUAUAACCAACCCUGACAUAAUAAAGGAGAAAUUCAUCAAGCUGUGGGACCGGUUACCACGAGAUGUGCAGGAGGAUUACGGGGAUGACUACCUGGACAAAACUUGUUCACUCAUCAAGAAGUAUAUUGAGAAGCUGGCCGAGCCGAACCUGAUGAAGGUCGUGUGGCGGAUCCACCACGCUCUGACCUCCGUUCACCCUCGCUCGCGGUAUGCCGUGGGAAUAGACGCUAAACUGCUCUGGAUUCCUCUCUCCUAUAUGCCAACAGCAUUCACUGAUUUUCUGUUGGAGCGGGACAAAGUUAAGCCAGCAAAAGCUGUCUAUUAACAACUUCCUUGAGACUGAUGUGUAGGAAAGAACUGCAGAUGCUGGUUUAAAUCGAACAUGGACACAAAAUGCAGGAGUAACUCAGAGGGACAGGCAGCAUCUCUGGA
Amblyraja radiata (thorny skate) is the source of this 1266-nucleotide messenger RNA. Its product is annotated as short-chain dehydrogenase/reductase family 9C member 7-like. The record is from RefSeq and is a predicted model, not a curated record. Gene Ontology annotation, molecular function: oxidoreductase activity. Lineage: Eukaryota; Metazoa; Chordata; Chondrichthyes; Rajiformes; Rajidae. The coding region runs from base 200 to 1159 and encodes 319 amino acids. Gene Ontology annotation, biological process: steroid metabolic process. The transcript is spliced from 5 exons. Gene Ontology annotation, cellular component: intracellular membrane-bounded organelle.